Molecule: messenger RNA, 3177 nt
Organism: Limanda limanda (common dab)
Lineage: Eukaryota; Metazoa; Chordata; Actinopteri; Pleuronectiformes; Pleuronectidae
Product: integrin alpha-6-like
Exons: 25
Coding region: 1-3177 (1058 amino acids)
Biological process (GO): integrin-mediated signaling pathway; cell-cell adhesion; cell adhesion mediated by integrin
Cellular component (GO): integrin complex; external side of plasma membrane
Molecular function (GO): integrin binding
Source: RefSeq, a predicted model, not a curated record
AUGGCUCAGCACUGGCACAUGUUGUAUGUGUGCAGUGUUUGGUUGCUCCAGACCCUUCACGUGGCAGCUUUCAACCUGGACACUCACAACGUGCUGCAGAGAAGCGGAGAUCCGGGAAGCCUGUUUGGAUUUUCUGUUGCGUUUCACCAGCAGCUGAGGCCUGCCAGAAAGAACCUAUUGCUGGUCGGAGCUCCACAAGCAAAACACCAGAACCAGGUGAAUGUUACAGGUGUUGUUUACCAGUGUGACCUGAGUACAACAUCCGAGCGCUGUCAGCCCAUUGAGUUUAACAGUGAAGCGUUCCUCAAUAGCAAAGACAUAAAUGGCCAGUGGAUGGGAGUUAGAGUGACGAGCCAAGGUCCGGGUCAAAAUGUAAUGACUUGUGCUCAUCGAUACCAGCAGUGGAGCCCGAGCCCCAGCGUGUAUGUCCCUCACCUGGUGACGGGUCAGUGUUACCUUCUGGGAGACGACCUGGGGGCCGGGGGGGAAGAGAGGACCUGGAGGAGGGUUGUUUGUGAUUCUGAGCACCUCAGCAGACGGCGAAAGGACCACGAGUGGUUCACGUACUGCCAGCAGGGCCACGGAGCCUCUUUUGCAAAGGAUAACCGGUCGCUGUUGUUCGGGGCCCCCGGCGCUUAUCAGUGGAAAGGGAUUGUACGACUGGAGCUUUUGGACAACCUGGACAUCUUUGGUGAAGAUCCUCGUGAAACGGGCGAUAUAGACCUCUUCGACCCAAAGCUCAUUCCUCUGCGGAGAGACAGCUACCUGGGAUUCUCCAUUGACUCUGGUAUGACCCUGAUCAGGAAGGGGGAGCUGACGGUUGUAUCAGGAGCGCCACGCGGAGGCUUCAGCGGCCAGGUGGCUUUUCUCAAAGCGGAUCCUGGUGCUAAGAGAAGUUUGUCUGUGGAGUUGAUCCUCUCUGGUCCAGGCUUGGCUUCCUCCUUUGGUUACGAUGUGGCAGUGGUGGAUCUGAACAAUGAUGGAUGGGAGGACCUUGCUGUAGGAGCACCACAGUUCUCCGUCAGAGAUGGUUCUGUUGGAGGAGCGGUUUACAUCUACAUCAACAACAGAGGCAGAAACUGGGAGGAUGUUGUUCCAACUCAGCUUCUUGGACAUAGAGAGUCCCUGUUCGGCCUCGCAGUGGAAAACAUAGGAGACAUCAAUCAGGACGGUUAUGGAGAUGUGGCUGUGGGGGCGCCGUAUGAUGGUUCUGGUCGGGUGUAUCUCUACUGUGGCUCCUCUGAUGGGAUCAACAAGAAACCAGCACAGGUUCUCUCAUCAGGAUCCAAAAACAUUCAUCUGUUUGGAUAUUCUCUGUCUGGGAACUUGGAUGUGGAUGAUAACCAGUACCCGGAUUUGGCCGUCGGCUCGCUCUCAGAUUCGGUUUUUAUCUACAGAGCAAGGCCAGUGGUCAGUGUUGGCAGCACUCUACGGCUGCAACCAAGUGAAAUAGACAUCACAGAGGACCAAUGUGAUAAACGCACGUGUGAUUUCACAGUUAAGGCCUGUUUUACCUACACCUCACAUCCGGCAUCGUUCAACCCCAAACUAAAGCUCAACUUCACCUUUGAGGGUGAUGCUGAGAGGAGGAAGGUGAGGCUUCCUCCCAGAGUCGACUUCCUGGGUUUAUCUCGAGGAAAACUGGAGCUGCCGGGACAAGGGAAAGAAAUGUGUGUCGGCACCAAGCUUCGAAUUCUGCAUGAUAUCAAAGACCGGCUGAAUAGCAUCCCCGUCUCCGUCACUGUGUCUCUGUGGAGCUCCAGUCAGACGACCAGGACAAGUGCAGAUCUGCCCAAUGUGACCCCUGUCUUCAACCUCUACCAGCACAGGAGCACUUUCUCAGAGAUCCUCCUAAUAAACAAGGGCUGUGGCAGCGACAACAUUUGCCAAAGUAACCUUGAGUUAAAAUACAAGUUCUGUUCAAGAAAAACACGAAAGGAUCAGGAUGUUUUCACAUCACUCGCCAGAGAGGACGGUGUAGCAGUCAUCACUCCCUCGCAGGACGACAUAGCCUUGGAACUAACUGUGACCAACAGAAACGGGGAUGACGCUCACCAGAGUCACUCAGUCAUCAUGCUCCCAGAUACUCUUCAUUACUCCUCUAUUAUCUACGACAAGGCAGCAGAAACACAAAUGAGUUGUACAGCCAAUGACAAUGGAACACAAAUAGACUGUGACCUUGGAAACCCACUGCGCAGAGACGCUGAGAUUACUUUUUAUGUCCUACUCACCACGUCCAGCAUUUCCCUGAGCACAAAAGACGUCAACGUCACAGUGCAACUUUCCACGACAAGUGUGCAGACCAUCCGAUCUGUAGAGGCAGUCGCCAAAGUGGUUUUUGAGCUGGAGCUUCAAGUUUAUGGACAAGCCAGACCUUCCCAAGUGUCCCUUGGUGGAAACGUGAUUGGUGAAAGUGCCAUAAAGACAGUGGAGGAAAUUGGAACACGGGUUCGAUAUGAGUUUAGGAUAAAUAAUCUGGGCAGACCACUGAAAUAUUUCGCCAACGCUUCACUAAACAUCCACUGGCCAAAGGAGAACUCUGUGGGAAAAUGGCUUCUGUACUUGACUCAGAUCACCAGUGACGGUGUCCAGUCCGUCUCCUGCUCACCCGCAGAGGAAAUCAAUCCACUCAAACACGUAAAGGGUUGGCUCCACCCAGCGAGGAAAAGACGUGAAGCCGAACAUGAAGCGCUCUCUACUGACCUGUUCCCUUUUCUGUCAAAAGAAAGGAAACGCAAAACUUUGACCUGCUCCGAUGGACUGAAUUGUGUGGAGAUACGCUGCCCUCUGCUGGGCCUGGACAGCUCUGCAGUGGUGGUUCUGCAUUCAUACCUCUGGAACUCCACUUUGAUUGAGGAUUACAGCUCUUUGAACUAUCUUGACAUUGUUGUGGAUGCGACCCUCAGUUUAACCAACUCUCCAGAGAAUAUUGGACUGAAACAAGAGAAGCCCGGCACAAAGGUUAAACUCACAGUGUUCUUUGAGAAAAAGACAGAAUACUUCACCAAAGUUGCCUGGUGGAUUAUUUUACUUACGGUCGUUGCUUUGCUUCUGCUGCUGGCCGUUUCUGCCUACUUGAUGUGGACGCAUGAAUGCAUCAACUGUCUCGCACAUAACAAGAAGCUCACUGAACACAAGGAAGAAGUAAACCCAGAGACUGCUCCUCUCACAGCCUGA